Messenger RNA from Saccharomycodes ludwigii, 1815 nucleotides. It is a transcript of the gene MET1, whose product is annotated as uroporphyrinogen-III C-methyltransferase. The coding region runs from base 1 to 1815 and encodes 604 amino acids. The record is from RefSeq and is a predicted model, not a curated record. Lineage: Eukaryota; Fungi; Ascomycota; Saccharomycetes; Saccharomycodales; Saccharomycodaceae. Gene Ontology annotation, biological process: sulfate assimilation; siroheme biosynthetic process. Gene Ontology annotation, molecular function: uroporphyrin-III C-methyltransferase activity. The transcript has a single exon.
AUGAUUCAUGAUCCUAUACCGCUUAUUACCUCACUAAAUACUGUAGAUGAAGUGCAUCUUUUAGUCGGUGUUUCUUCAAUCAAGACAGCUCUUUCUAGAAUCGAUGCUUGUCUAAAAAGUGGGGCAAAAGUUAAGAUUAUCAUUCCCCCAAUUUUUACUAAUAAUACCACCUUUCUCAACAACAACAAUCAAAUUAAAAGAAUACACGAUAUUUUUUCGGAAAAUAUUGCCAACAAUUCAAUACAAAUAUUUAUUAGAGACUUCAAAUUAAGUGAUUUAACUACUUUAGGAAGAAGCAUGACCAGUUUUGUUGUUGAUAGAGUCUUUGUUAAUUUAGAAAGUUGCGAUGCCUUGGUACAAAAGGAAAUUUUCAAACAAUGUGUUAAAUUACGUAUUCCAUUGAAUACUUAUCAACAACCGGAUUUUUCAACUUUUAAUCUAGUGUCAACCUAUCAUGAUGACAAAAGCGGAUUGCAAAUUGCAAUAACUACCAAUAGAAAUGGGUGCUUGUUAAGCAAUAGAUUAAAACGAGAACUUGAGCUAAAAUUUUUGAAACCUUACAGAAUUUCUGAAGUUGUUAGUAAUAUGGGGAAUAUUAGAUCGCAAUUACUGAUAAAAGACUUGAACAAAUUGAGUGAAACAAAUUAUAUCAAUAGUUUAGGGUUUGGCAUUGAUGAGGAUUCGUGGGAUAGUCACAAAUUGAACGAUUUUGUUUCUGAAUUUAAUAAGGACGAAAAGUUUUUAAAAUUACAAAGAAGUAGGUGGCUAUCACAAGUUUUAGCCUAUUACCCAUUGGAGGCUUUGGCAGAUAUAACUUUGGAUCAACUAAGUGCAAAUUUUGGAACGGAAAAGAACAAUACGGAACUUAAUACCACUGAUACUACUAAAAAUAAGAGCACCAAGGAUGACUCUAAUCAACAACUUUCAAAGAUAUUAGAUCUUUCCAACUUAAGCAAUGCAACCAAACAGAAAACUGGAAGGGGUUCUAUUUCCUUAGUUGGUAGUGGACCCGGAUCAAUAUCUAUGUUAACUUUAGGAGCCUUACAUGAAAUUAAAACUGCUGAUCUAGUCUUGGCUGAUAAGUUAGUACCAGAACAGGUGUUAAAAUUAAUUCCUGAAAAAACACAAUUAUUCAUUGCCAGAAAGUUCCCAGGGAAUGCGGAAAGGGCACAGCAAGAAUUAUUGGAAUUAGCCAUUGAUGGAUUAAAGAAAAAUUUGAAAGUUGUCAGAUUAAAACAAGGUGAUCCUUAUAUUUUUGGACGUGGUGGCGAAGAAUAUUUAUACUUUCAAGCAAAGGGUUACAAUCCUCUUGUUUUGCCCGGUAUAAGUUCCGCCCUAAGUAGUACUGUUGUUGCUGGUAUACCUGCAACUCAGAGAGAUAUUGCAGACCAAGUGUUAAUUUGUACCGGUACUGGUAGGAGAGGGUCGUUACCUGAAAACUUUCCAGAAUAUUUACCAACAAGGACUACCAUAUUUUUAAUGGCAUUGCAUAGGGCGGAACUCUUAGUUGAUGAAUUGGUUAAUAAACGAAAUUGGGACUUUAAUGCGCCAACCGCUAUAAUAGAAAGAGCAUCUUGUCCUGAUCAACGUGUUACAAGGACUAAACUAGGUGAUUUGGCAGAUGUAGUUAAGGAAAUAGGCUCUAGACCACCCGGGUUGAUUGUUAUAGGUGAUUCCGUAAACGCCUUAAUCAACAAUAAUGAUAACUUGGAAGGGAGAGAAAAAGUGAAUGAAGAUCAGUUGUAUACUAUCAAUGAAGGAUAUAACGAAUUGUAUCCUGCCUUAGAUACAAUAAUAGCUAAACUAUCCUUGUAA